UUCGAAAUUUUGACAUACUCCAUGUUUUAGAGCACACUACGGAGUAUAAUGAAACCAAGAUAGCUGUAUCAUGUGCGRUUCACAGAUCAUAGGGUCUUACAAGAGGUAUAGGUCUAAAAAAGGGCCUAAAAAUGCCACUUUCAUCAUGCUUUUCUCAGAAAUGGUUUGUGAUGCAAAUGUAAAAAUCCUAUCAAACAUCCCUCCUCCCAAAGAAGUUUCUAUGUGAGAAUUGCCAUAACAAUCUGAAAUACMAAUUUUUUGGGGUGCUAUCCUGGCGUGGAAUCGCCCACUUUCAACCUUUACUUACUUAUACUUCAUUAGGUAUUAAUAGUUAACUUGCUGUCCUGUAGAUUCUGGAUAUGACCUGCCUGUUGAGAAACAUGCCUGACCCAGGUUUGUAGAAUGAAGUUCAGGAUUUAAACCCAUUCAUUUUGGGCCUCCAGUUUCAUUACUGUGAGGUGCUAGUACUGUAUUAUUUUUUUUUUUGUGACUACCAGAGAGAGCAUUUGGCUGCCAUUCAUGCAGGAGGAGCUCGAAUGUGAUGAGGAGACUGUCAUCAUUGGCCACAGCUCUGGGGCAGCUGCAGCUAUGAGGUAUGCAGAAACGCACAAAGUGUUUGGCCUCAUUCUGUUGGGUGCCUAUACUUCCGACCUGGGAGAUGAGAAUGAGAGAGAGAGUGGAUAUUUUAGCCGGCACUGGGAGUGGGAGCAAAUGAGAAGAAACGUUGGGCACAUUGUUCAGUUUGGCUCCAAGGAUGACCCCUUCCUGCCUUGGGAGGAGCAGCAAGUUGUGGCCGAGGGCUUGGGCGCGGAGCUGCACAAGUACAUAGAACGAGGACACUUCCAGAACACAAUUCCCUGAGCUCAUUGACACAGUGAGAAAGCUGAGGGCAGCUGCUUAAAAAGCAGCAGAGUUGUCCGCCAUUGGAAUAUGACACACAAUGAGGACAAUAGCCCAAUUACGAUUCUCUGUUCAGUUGCUCCCUUCAUUCUGUGUCCCUCUGGGGAAUCCUCAUGUGGACCUUUAUGAUUACGAUAUGGAUAUUCCAAUUGAUCAAGUGUAGYUCAUUGUCAUCAACGUGCUUAUCUUUUGCUCYAUUACUUUGAGUGCUCUAUGGAAGACUCGCCAGUUUCGAUUCMCCUGUGUUUCCGUCAGUUUGAAAGAGUUAAGCAAAUAUUUUAAGAUUCACCCAUAUGCACAUUUUACUGACAGCCGUGAGUUUCSAUCGAACUGCGAAUAAAAUGCUGUGUAAAGAUGUUUUUAUAACUAAUAAACAGAAUG
Messenger RNA from Salvelinus sp. IW2-2015, 1281 nucleotides. NCBI's taxonomy places the organism in Eukaryota, Metazoa, Chordata, Actinopteri, Salmoniformes, Salmonidae. The record is from RefSeq and is a predicted model, not a curated record.